AUGGGGGCUGGAUCUAGGUUGGUGGAAACCUGCAUUGUGCGUGGUUCUUUCAGAAGUCUUCACCACGGGGACAGUGUUCCUGGGAAAACUUGCUGUGCUGGUGGAAUGAGCAUAUUUGCGUUGCUCUUCUAUAGAAGCAUGUUCGGUGCUGUGUUCACCCUUCCCUUUGCUCUUUACUUUGAAAGUGGCAAGUGGAAGGAGGUGAAUACAAAAACUGUUGGGUGGCUCUUCUUAAACGCGCUUUCUGGGUACUCGUUACCAAUGGCGUUUUAUUACUACGGAUUGCGGAACACAGCAGCCUCAUAUGCGGUGAUUUUCUCGAGUAUCACCCCGCUAGUCACGUUUGUUCUCUCGAUAUUGAUCGGCAUAGAGCAGUUGAACAUCAAAUCAAAGAGUGGCAGUGCAAAAGUGCUUGGAGCACUUUUCUGUUUCACUGGGGCUUUACUUAUUAGUCUCUACACUGGAAAAGAGCUCCAUCGAGGGAGGCUGGUUAUAAGUGUGUCCCCUAAAGGUUCUAAUGCAGCUUCUGGAGAGAAUCAUUUGAGGGGCACACUACUAAUGUUGAGUUUUGGCCUCAGUUACGCAACUUGGUACCCUAUCCAGGUGAAAGUUCUGAAGGUCUGUCCGUGGAAGCAUUGGUCAUCUGUGCUGACCUGCAUUCUUGGCGGUGUGCAACCUCUUGUCGUUGGCAUAACAAUUACACGGGACAAAAGUGCCUGGCAGAUGAAAUGGAACAUCCAAUUGCUAACUAUCAUUUAUUCAGCUGCGCUUGGCACAGCAGUCAAGUACUGGCUCAACCUGUAUGCCGUCGAAAAGAAGGGACCGGUUUUCCCACCUAUGUUCAGCGUUCUAUCGACAGUCUUCACCAUAAUUUUGGGAAUAUUGUUGCUAGGAGAAAGUCUCACCCUUGGGAGGUAA
Messenger RNA from Triticum turgidum subsp. durum (durum wheat), 918 nucleotides. The record is from the annotation of a GenBank genome assembly. Lineage: Eukaryota; Viridiplantae; Streptophyta; Magnoliopsida; Poales; Poaceae.